Gigantopelta aegis is the source of this 3172-nucleotide messenger RNA. RefSeq lists its product as uncharacterized. The record is from RefSeq and is a predicted model, not a curated record. Gene Ontology annotation, molecular function: protein binding. The coding region runs from base 114 to 1478 and encodes 454 amino acids. Lineage: Eukaryota; Metazoa; Mollusca; Gastropoda; Neomphalida; Peltospiridae. The transcript is spliced from 8 exons.
GACAAGUUAAACUAAUAUUGGAAACAUUCUUGAGUGACAACUGGAAAGACAUAAACAAUAAAAUUAAUCAGUCUGCUAAAUCAUCCGGUGCCUUUGCCAAGAAUAUUAAAAGUAUGUAUAGUGAAGAAGAACAAGUCUGUGCUUUUACUCGCAUGGAUGAUUUAGCUCUUGCUCAGAUCGUAGAAAUGGGAUUCUCGUCAGAGGUCAGUCGUAACGCUCUCGUUAUCACCGAUGGCAACGUCGAGGAAGCUAUCAAUUUGCUAAUAACCAAUCCAGAGAGUGAAGGUGCACCAGUUGAUGUUUUGUCCCACGUGAAUGAUGAAGCUCUUGCUCAGAUCGUAGAAAUGGGAUUCUCCUCGGAGGUCAGUUGUAACGCUCUCGUUAUCACCCAUGGCAACGUCCAGGAAGCCAUCAACCUGCUAAUAACCAAUCCAGAGAGGAAAGUUGCAGAUCUUUCACAGAUCGUAGAAAUGGGAUUCUCAUCAGAGGCCAGUUGUAAUGCUCUCACUGUCGCCAACGGCAACAUCUAUGAAGCUCUCAACCAGUUGAUAAACAGCCAGGAGAGUUUUACCAACCUACAUGAAGAUAUUGUCUCACAAAUUAAGAAUUCAAAACGUGAACCAUCACCAAUGUCCUCUCGACAACGGUCAAAGUCAGCAUCGUUCAGCAAACUAAACCACAACGAGCAUGUGUAUGAACGGUACAGAAAUAUUCCUGUUUCUUCUUCAGUACCUGACAUUUCCAGUAUUGUGCCGACUUUGUAUGACCAUACAUUGAUGCCUUUAUUGAUUCUCCGUGGCAAAAUUGCUAAAAACCCACCCAGUUUGGAAAAUGGCUUUCUUGUGCAAAUGUUCCGCUACACUCGUCUGCGGAUUUCAACUUUAAAUAAAUACUGCUUUUUCUGUGUUGAACCUCUUCUUUUACAAAAUGCUGCCUGGUUGAAGCCAACAGUUUGUUCACGUGCCUUAUGUGUAUUUGGUUACAAAUAUCUCCAAACUAUUGCUACUGAUGCUAAGGCACUGGUGAUUGCUGAUGAAGAUAUUGCUACUGAUGCUAAGGCACUGGUGAUUGCUGAUGAAGAUAUUGCUACUGAUGCUAAGACACUGAUCAAUGUUGAUGAACAUAUUGCUACUGAUGCUAAGGCACUGGUGACUGCUGAUGAAGAUAUUGCUACUGAUGCUAAGACACUUAUCAAUGCUGAUGAAGAUAUUGCUACUAGUGCUGAGACACUGGUUACUGCUGAUGAAGAUAUUGCUACUGAUGCUAAGACACUGGUCAGUGCUGAUGAAGAUAUUGCUACUGGUGCUGAUACACUGAUCAAUACUGAUGAAGAUAUUGCUACUGAUGCUAAGACACUGGGCAAUACUGAUGAAGAUAUUGCUACUGAUGCUCAGAUGCUGGUCAAUACUGAUGAAGAUAUUGCUACUGGUGCUAAGACACUGGUCAAUGCUGAUGUAGACUGUAGUGAUUUCCUUUGACUGGACGUAACUAAAAAACCUAAACCUUUAUUACUUUGCCCAGGCAGUUCUGCACAACUGAUACUUUAAAGGGCCUGUGUCAUGCCAAAUGUAUUUACUUUAUUUACAGUGAUCAACUUCUGGUGGUCAUAAUUCGAAGUGGGAGGACGUGUUUAGAUGAGCUGUUAGUACUGAAACAUGUAGUAGUCACUAUAAUUGGUGGCCAUAAAAACCCCCGCUACAGCGGUCUACCAGCUGCCAGUUUAAGGAAAUUAUUCCUGUCACCAUUUAAAGAUUUAUACAUGUUUAUUUUGGGGGGUUUCUGAAACGGUGUGGAUGGUAAAACAUGUGGGCUUCUUACAUAAACAGAUAUAUGCAAAAUAGGCACAUGUGUUUGUGGUGUAUACAGUUAAUUAGACUUGUACAAAUGGCAAAUACCAUUAAUAACAUUCAGGAAUCAGAAUUGUUUAAUUUGAUUGCCGAUACAUGUGGUGUCUAUAUUUGUAGAGAAAUAAAGUCGUGAGUGAUGGCUGAUGAUAGACAUCUAGCAAGAGAAAAACAUAAGUGUUGACAACAUAAAAAACCACAAAGAGAUAUACAUGUAUAUGAACGGUUCACAGGAAUAGCCUGUGAUGUCACAUUUUUGGUAAGGUGAUAUUUUUCAAUUUUAAGGUUUACAACUCUGCAAUCGUGGAAUAUUUAUACCUGAGAAAGCAUAAGUUACUAACAACUUUUAAUGGACUACCAUAAUUAUAAGAUUUUGAAUCAGUGUGCCAUUGUGACCGUGACAUACACGACCGUUAUAAUACUGACUAUCUGUUUGGACAUCAUAAGUUAUUCCCGUAGACCUUUCAUAUAUAUAUUUUGACCAGACAUGACAUUCUCAACUUGGGGAUUACUCCUUCCCCUCCUGUCCCGGAAUUAGUCACUGGCAAAGUCAGACGUUAAGUCCGGGAUGAACAUGCCUGAACCUUCAUUGGACAUGGGCACGUAAAAACAGUUCCCAUUCUCUCGUUCGUUCGCGGUCUGACAAGCAAACGUUAAAAGCAUGUCCCCUUAUCCAACUUUUAUUACAUUACAUUCAUUUAAAUUCACACAAGAAUAAUUUUAACUUAUAUUUUUAAAACAUACACUCUACAUAGUUCAAAGCAGUUCAGAGUUUUUGGAAAUCCAGUUCCAAUAUUGUAAUUAUAUAUACACUGAUAUGUGUCUUGUUGGUGGAAAAAAAUGUCAAAUGCUAAAAGCAUCAUUAUGUAUGACAAUAUGUGUUUGUAUAUGUUUAUAUAUACAUCAGUAUAUCUGGUUGAUAGAUUUACUAUUUACGUAUCUAUUUUUCAUAUAACCUUUAUUUAUUUAUUUAUCUAUCAUUUAUUAAUCUACUUUCUAAUUUGACAUUUAUAUUUCUUUUAAUUAUUUUAUUUCUAUUCCAUGUGUUAAAUAGAAGUUAUAUAAGAAAAGCCCACGUGUUAUAUUAAUUUCAUUUGGUUGUGACAAGAGACCAACUGACCUCUUCGAACAUGUAACUGAAUCCAGUGACAGAUGUUGACAUAUUUUUUUUAAUAUUGAUAGUACUUUAUAAAUUGUUCAAGGCAAUAGUCAUUUUUAAUAAGCAUUUGUUGAGGCAAUGAGAGGACCUUUUGUCUGAAUUGUUUAAUUGCUUUGUAGUUUAUUUUUGUACAUUUUAACUUUGUGGAAUUAAAUGGUUUAAGUGUUAA